CACAGGCAGCAAAGCCGGGAAGGUGAGCCCUAUUCACACCUCAGCCAGGCUGCGGUGGCCAGGACUGGUUUGGAAGGCAGGGCCCCAGGGCACGGGGGCCCAGAGCCGACAGCCACAGCCUCCCUCUGCACACGGGCAUCCAGGAGUAUCUCAGGCUGAAGCCUCCACUGCCUGCCCCACUGGGACCCUGCCCUCAACCCUGGCACCAUGAAGCUGCAGAUGUUCUGGACUGGUCUGGAAUACACCUGCCGGCUCCUGGGCAUCACCACUGCUGCAGUGUUGAUCGGCGUGGGCACUGAGACCUUCCUCCAGGGGCAGUUCAAAAGCCUGGCUUUUUAUUUGCUGUUUAUAGGAGCUGUCAUCUCCGUGUGUGAAGGGGCCUACUUUGUGUCUCAGCUGCUGGCCAUCUGCUUCCAGUGUCGGCCAGAGUCCCUGGCCUACAGAGCAAGGGAGAAAGCCCGCUGGUUAGGCUGCUUCCAGAAGUUCCUGGCAUACGUGCUGCUGUCCGUGGCCUGCUUUCUCCACCCUGUCCUGGUCUGGCACGUGACCAUCCCAGGUUCCAUGCUCAUCAUCACUGGCCUGGCCUACUUCCUGCUGAGCAAACAGAAGAAAAGAAAAGCUGACCCAGAGGUGCUGGCUCCCCCAGAGCAGUACACGGACCCCUCCAGCAGUGCUGUGAGCACCACAGGCUCGGGGGACACUGAGCAAACCUACACCUUCCACGGAGCCCUCAAAGAGGGGACCGGCUCCCUCCUCAUCCACAUGAAGAGCAUUCUGAAGGGGACCAAGAAGCCCAAUGCCCUCCAGCACCCAGACACUCUGACCGAGCUGACGCUGGAGCCAGCUGACUCAUUGGUCAAGAAGAAGCAGGUACACUUUGAAGACAGUAUGGUCAGAAUCAUCCCAUCUCUCACCGAAAACCCAGAUGAUGGGGACAGUGAGCCUGAGGAGACCACCUCUGACACCACCCCUAUCAUCCCUCCCCCACAAGCCCCUAUCUUCCUAUCUUCUCUCACAGACACCAAUCUAUUCUGAGUGACUUGCUCCAGCCUCAGGGAAACUCAGCAAGCGGUCUGCAUUGAUUGAUGGCCUUUCCUGGAGUUUCCUGGUGUCUGGGGGCCCUCCAGGGAGAUUGGGGUUCUCACAAGUUAGUGCUUCAAGGGUUGACCAGAUAUCCCCAUGAUAGCUAGGCUUCUGGGACCAUCGAGUGGCAUGGCAGGUCCUACAGAGGCCUCAAGGAAGGCACAAAUGAAGCUAAUGUUGCCUCAAGCCAACAGAGGUUCCUCCUUCCCAGACUUAGAGUGGGGGAGAUCCUUGUGCUUUACAUAAGGCCGCUUCAGCCCCAGAAGCCAAUGGACUUCUCUUGCUCCUGACACGGGGGCCCAGCACUCAGCAAGGACUCAUCAUCCAUCCCAUCUCUGAGGCAACAAUCCAGCUCCGAAGGCCAAAGGACGUGUUGACUCCUUAAGCAUCUCAAAGGCAGGUGUGGAAGGUGGCCCUAGAUCCCAACCCCCUGGUGAGAUUGCUCCUGAGGGAAGCAAGGCUGCAAGCCCCGCAGGAUGGGAGCAGCAGGAGCAGUGGGCCGCAUUCUCUGCAUGCCUGGGGCUGGCGCUGGGCAGCAGGAGUUACAGAGCCCUUCAGGGAACAAUGCCACUCUGUUCUCACUGCAGGGAAAUGCAAGCUCAUUCCAGAAGCAUCACUGAGGACUCCCCACAUCCCCACCACAUGAACUUUCCCCGAGAUUCCAUGCAGAUGAUGUAAACUAAAAGAUCUUGGAAGGCAACAACGAUUCAGCAAUGAGAGCCCCAGCACAGCACAGCACAGCACAGCACAGCACACAGAGCCUCUGGUGUGGGGGGUGGGCAGGGAAACGGUGCUCCGGAGACACACAGCCCAGAGAAGUGGCUGUGCCAUGCCUACUGGCCUGGUGGCAGAAUAGGUGAUAAGUAUACAUUUGUUUAAAAUGUAAGGGAGAGAAGGGGAUGGGAAGAGGGGGGAUAGGAGGGAAGUGGGAAGGCAGGCUAACUCUCUGCCACUGGACUACAGAAGUGACCAUUAACCUAGAACAAACAAAGAAAUUUGAAUCAGAAAUUCCUUCAAAGGUUUUCAAAGUGGUAUUUGUUUCAAAAAAGUGUCAUUUGGCCCGUGGGAUUAUUGCAUAGAAGAGCAGACACAUUAUUCUUCAUAGGCAAUCUCAGUGAAUGGGUGAUCUGUAGAAACAGUGAUAGUGUUUCCCAGUGUGUGUGUGAGAGAGCAAGCACCCCGGUUCCACAGAGCAACCCUUAGAGCACAUAAUUUAAGGACUAGGUAAUAAACAUGUGUUCAUUCCUGACAUUUUUAGACAUCCCCUAGGAGUUACUUUGCAAACAUGUGGGAAUAACGGCCAGAUGAUCAGUCUGGUGCCUAAAUUCAACAGGUGUCCCAAAUGAGCAGCCUUCUUCCCGUAAUAACAUAGUUCUUCCUGUAAAACCAAGAGAGAACAAACAAAUAAAAAUGUUCCGAUGAGCCCUUGAUAAUGGAAGUGGCGAAACUGCUUAUCUGCCACCAAAGAAGAGCUUCAGAAUCUGAGAGUCCACAGAGUAAUAACAGAAUGUGGGUAUUGGUAGACAGGAAUGGCACCCAGUUCCUAAUGGGCCAGAUAUCCCAGGCAGGCCCCCUGGCACAGAAGAAACCUAUGUGGGGAGGAGCCAGGGGUUCUGCACCUGUCACAUGCGUUAGGGGAAUUUGAUAGACACGGGCACCCUCACAGAGCAGGCAUGGGAGGCUGCUGGAGAACCCCUCGCUUCUGCUCUGUUCUCGGUUCUCAGAACCCCAGCCAGCAGGGUGGGGACGGAUGACCAGUUCACAAGAAGCAAACC
Molecule: messenger RNA, 2858 nt
Organism: Nyctereutes procyonoides (raccoon dog)
Lineage: Eukaryota; Metazoa; Chordata; Mammalia; Carnivora; Canidae
Gene: TMEM72
Product: transmembrane protein 72
Exons: 5
Coding region: 208-1035 (275 amino acids)
Source: RefSeq, a predicted model, not a curated record